AAGUUUUCUAUGCCCAAUGUUCCUGACUUCGAAAUAUUAUUCUCACAGGUUCAGCUUUUCAUCAGUACUUGUAACGGGGAGCACAUUCACUAUACAACGGAUACUUUUUCUGGGCUCUACCAUCAGCUGACAAAUGCGCUUGUGGAAAGAAAACAGCCCCUUCGAGGAAUUGGCAUCCUUAAGCAAGCCAUAGACAAGAUGCAGAUGAAUACAAACCAGCUGACCUCAAUACACGCCGAUCUCUGUCAGCUUUGUUUAUUAGCAAAGUGCUUUAAACCUACCCUUCCUUAUCUUGAUGUGGAUCUGAUGGAUAUCUGUAAAGAGAAUGGAGCCUAUGAUGCAAAACACUUUUUAUGUUACUACUAUUAUGGACAGAUGAUCGAAACUGGACUGAAGAACUUUGAAAGAGCGCUGUACUUUUAUGAGCAGGCUAUCACCACUCUUGCCAUGGCUGUCAGUCAUAUCAUGUUGGAAUCAUAUAAAAAGUAUAUUUUAGUGUCUUUGAUAUUACUUGGCAAAGUACAGCAACUGCCAAAAUAUACAUCUCAGAUUGUUGGUAGGUUUAGUAAGUCUCUCAGCAAUGCCUACCAUGAGUUAGCACAAGUGUAUUCAACCAAUAACCCCUCAGAGCUGCAAAACCUGGUGACCAAGCACAGUGAGACAUGUACUUGUGACAACAUGGGCCUGGUGAAGCAGUGCCUGUCCUUGCUCUAUAAGGAAAACAUUCAGAGGCUAACCUAGACCUUUAUAACACUAUCAUUAUAAGACAUGGCAAGUCAUGUGCAAUUAUCUGGACCUCAGGUGGUAUUUAUUCUGUAA
Jaculus jaculus (lesser Egyptian jerboa) is the source of this 819-nucleotide messenger RNA. RefSeq names its product COP9 signalosome complex subunit 3-like. The record is from RefSeq and is a predicted model, not a curated record. NCBI's taxonomy places the organism in Eukaryota, Metazoa, Chordata, Mammalia, Rodentia, Dipodidae. Gene Ontology annotation, cellular component: COP9 signalosome. Gene Ontology annotation, biological process: ubiquitin-dependent protein catabolic process. The transcript has a single exon.